CGUAAACAACGCCGAAAAGAAAGACUUUGUGCGCGUGACUGUGCAUGUCGAAAACCAAAUCGAUUUCGCCGUCACCGACACAUGAAUUCUAUGAUAUAUAUACGGAUAGUUGACGCCCCGACUGCUCUUUGAAAACUUCACUUAGUGCUACUUUUCGUUUUUGUCAAAAAUACCUCCGCGAGAGCUGAGUUGACACGAGUGUCGUUUUUCGGCGUGUGCUGCAGAUUCAAACAGUAUUUUAUUUCAGCGAUGUAGAUCGUAGUGUCUGGUGCACACGCAGAGGCUAAUCAUGUCGACGGAGCCAAGUGAACCAACUACAUGGGCUAAGCUACGCAAGAUCUGCAUAACUUGUACAGAUUAUUUCUCCUCACAUCAAGAUGAGAAUGCUUUUAGAAUCAAGGCUGCAAUUAAUGCCAUCUUGGACAAGCUGAAUGAAAUCAAGCCUUUGUACGAUGAGAUAUCUAACAUUGCACCAAUCUUUGAUUUUGAUGAGGAGACACCCGGCAAUGGGUACAGAAGCUUCCUUAUACUAGUGGACAGGUGUAUCACUUUUACGACUGAGAAGUGCAAUGGUAUGCUUGCUCAAAAGGAUUCUGUAAUGUUCAGGAAGAGUCAUCGUAUGAGGGAGAUAGAAGCAUGUUCCCAAUUACUGGCUACGCUGGGUACCUGUUUGCAACAUACGAAGACACUUUACUCCUGGCGUGAAAUCAUGGAGGAUGGACAAUAUUCAUUGUUUCCUUCUGAAGAGUUCAGGCCUCAGGAACUGCUGAAUCAGACUGAAAAUAUAAAUCAGUGUUCUUUUUAUGGAAGAUGUAUUGGUUUUCAGUUCUGUGAAGGUAUGAGGACAAUAUUGAAAUUUGUGUCCGUGGGGAUGGCCUCGUUUAGUGAACUGUACUAUGCAAAUGGCACUUUAUUUGGAAGAUGCUCUAAUUCAGUGCAGUACCUAAUGGACCCUGAAGCCAAAGCUCGUAGAAUUGUAACUAUAUCUCAACAUGCAGACAUUUCAUUUUGUCAAGCCUUCUGGCACUUAAAUGAAAGUGAUUUAUUACUAAGCUUGCCACAAAUAGUGAUGCCAACGUUGGCAAUCAAUCAGUUGAUAUCGAUACCUCCAGAGGAGAUGGAGUGUGAAACUCUUAGUGGCAAGUCAAUUAAGAUUCCCAUACCCCACAGUCAUAUUGGAUUGAAACCUAUUCACGUUAGGUUACUCAGUUGCAAACGUAGGAUAGGCAUGGUGGGAUCUGGUAGCGGCAAAGGUCAAUUAGUCGAUCAAAGCAAUUCACUGCUGAUCCACUGCCACGGGGGUGGUUUCGUCGCACAGAGUUCGAAAUCUCAUGAGGCAUAUUUGCGAACAUGGACCCAUGAGCUUGACGUUCCUAUACUUAGUAUCGACUAUAGUCUCGCACCUGAGGCACCUUAUCCACGUGCCCUCGAAGAAGUGCUUUACGCUUAUGUUUGGGCGUUAAAACAUGCUAGCUCGAUGUUGGGUAGCACAGCUAAAAAAAUCAUUUUUGUUGGUGACUCGGCUGGAGCCAACUUGAACUUAGUCACGGCCAUAAGAUGCUUAGAAUUAGACAUCAGGCCUCCUGAUGGAAUAUUUAUGGCCUACGUACCAACACUCGCAGAAUUCACUCCAUCAGCAGCUCGACUUUUGUGCCUCGGCGACCCCAUACUUCCAUUUGGUUUCAUGAUGCGUUGUCUAAAGGCUUACGCUGCGACAGAUCCUAAAAAAGAAGACACAGAAACGGACCUAGGAGAUGAAUUGAUCGAGCUAGACAGGUCGGAAGACGAGUCGUUUGCCGAGGUAAGCGAAAGUGACUUGAUCGCUUUAGCGCUGAGUCCAACCGGGGACGAGGAACGAGAUUCCCAAAAGUUAGCUUCUCUCCCAUCUGACACAACACUCAAUUCGGUCAGUUUGACAGAGAUUGACGCUGGACCAGGUACGGAGAAUUCGUACGAGGAGACCAAAUCUCAAGAAUAUAUUAAACGAUUUUUAGACAUUUACAAGAAUUCCAAGCUUGGUUCUUCUUCGGUGCCAACCCUCAAUGGUUCUGCCAGUGGUGGAAGCAACGGGGUCGCGAGUAAUAAUAAUAGCCGUCUAUGGUCAUUCUUCGGAUGGAGAAAAACACACAAAGACAAUAAAAUAAACGUACAAAGACAUCUGCCUCCAGACGGAACUAGAAAUCUAUCCGAUGAGUUCGCUUUUACCGUACCAAAAGAUCCUCACUUGAGCCCUUACAGAACGUCUGAGGAGUUGUUGAAACGACUUCCACCUGUCAAAGUUUUGAGUUUGGAUUUGGAUCCGUGCCUAGACGAUUGUGUGAUGUUCUCCAAACGAUUAAAGAAGUUGGGAAAACCCGUGACUUUAGAUAUAUUACCCGGCCUACCUCAUGGCUUUUUAAAUCUUGCAGUUGUAUCCAAAGAAGCACACGAAGGCUCUCUAAUAUGUGUCAAAAGAAUUCGCGAACUUCUGGAAAUGACGUAACCACCGGUGCUUUAAGAACAAAUUAAAUCAUUAUAAUUUUUUCACUAUGGCUGACAACGGCGAAUGAAGAAAGUAUAUACAUAUAUAAAAGCAGCGAAAAUUAAAAAGAUAUAUAAAUAUAUCUAAGUAGUCGAAUUUCGUCCAAAUAUUCACUGAUCUGAUGAGAAAAACAUUUUAACGAGAUUGACGUCGUUUGUACAUUAGUUUAAUUGAUGUGUUGCACAAAUAGUUUCUGUUGCAAACAGCAUUAAUAAUCCGUACAUACUGAAAAAAUGCAGGGUCCAACGGUAACUAGUUUUAGAUAUCUUUUGCAAGUAUUUUUAACCUUAUCCUGGUUGUACCAAAUGACGUUAUCUACUUUAUUCUAUUUAUACACAGAGAUUAGCUAAUUUUUUACUCUCAUACAUCUUGUAUAUGAUGCUUUACAUCGGGGUGCUGCAACAAGGCUAUAUUCAUUUUUUGUUGACGCGUUGAAAGAAUCUCGUUAUGUUGUUAUUAAGUUGUGUUUAGGUGUUAGUUUUUGAUUCUACAAAUAUUUAAUUUAGUACAACUGUAAUUUUUAUUUUUAUUUAUAUACGUUGAUAAAAAAAAAGUGAAUACAUUGGAGUUUGAAAACGCAUUUAGCUUUAAUUAUUACAGUUCAACUAUACAAAUUAAUAAGCAAUUUUACGAUACUGUAAAUAUACAAAAUUAGUCUUUGGUGUUUAAUGUGAUUAUUUGAUCUUUCAAUCAUAUAACGUAUACUGAUCUUUUACAUAACAAAGAACAGAAAUAAAAAUGCAUAUUGUAGAGGAAUUUCAAAAGAAAUAUAUUUACAUGCAAUGUUUUAUAAAGAUUAAAUUUAUGCAUAAAUAUUGUUUGAUUUGUACAAUAAACAGUAGAAUGUAAAAAGUUCAGGAUGGAAACAAAAUGCGAGGGCGAUGAAGGGGAGACUGAGACUGAGAAAAAGAGAGAGAGAGAGAGAGAGAGAGAGAGAGAGAGAGAGAGAGAGCGAGAGCGAGAGAGAGAGAGAGAGAGAGAGAGAGCGAGAGCGAGAGAGAGAGAGAGAGAGAGCGAGAGAGAGAGAGAGAGAGAGAGAGAGAGAGAGAGAGAGAGAGAGAC
Messenger RNA from Phymastichus coffea, 3583 nucleotides. RefSeq names its product hormone-sensitive lipase (gene Hsl). NCBI's taxonomy places the organism in Eukaryota, Metazoa, Arthropoda, Insecta, Hymenoptera, Eulophidae. The coding region runs from base 290 to 2482 and encodes 730 amino acids. Gene Ontology annotation, cellular component: cytosol. Gene Ontology annotation, biological process: triglyceride catabolic process; cholesterol metabolic process. Gene Ontology annotation, molecular function: triacylglycerol lipase activity; sterol ester esterase activity. The transcript has 11 exons. The record is from RefSeq and is a predicted model, not a curated record.